AUGAACACAUUUCGGGCGCCGUUGGCAAACUACGAGGACUUCGAUCUCUACGGGGAGAAGGCCGGAGGCGGAGGUGAGAAGGGUGUGGCUGGUAAGAGCAAGACGGUGGCUGGCAAGACGGUGGAUGGCAAGACGGUGGAUGGCAAGACGGUGGAUGGCAAGACGGUGGAUGGCAAGACGGUGGAUGGCAAGACGGUGGAUGGCAAGAGAAGUGCGGCCCCGAUUAAGACUUCGAGUGUGCAGGGGCAGGGCGCAGCUGGAAGGAGUGGCAAGAGUGUUGGUGGUAAGAGUGUUGGUGGCAAGAGUGUUGGUGGCAAGAGUGUUGGUGGUAAGAGUGUUGGUCCUUUAUUGACACCAGUUUUGCACAAUAUCCGACAUCAGGCGUUAGUGAGUCGUUUGGAUGGUGGGUUAUGGUUACGCGUGUUUGGUUAUUUGGAUUUGUUGAGUAUAGUACGUUGGAGCAUGACAUGUCGUCGUUGUCAGUUACAAGUUCAUUGUGCGGUGUUGGGUUUAUUGAAGCCAUUGUUCGCAUUGACGGAGAUCUCUACUAACUUAAAACUGUGGAGACAUACAAUCGAGAAAUUGUUACUGUUCGAUAACCGUUUGGUAAAUCGUGACCGUUCGACAUACCGACCUCUGCUAAAAGAGUUAUCGCGGAAUCUUCCGUUGGGUCAGGUUGGUGUAUCCGCGGCUCAGACAACCGUGUGCAUAUCGUUCGAUGAUUUACCGGCGAAACAUAUUGCAUAUUGUCAUCCGACACAGCCUCAAAGACACACGAGUUCGAUAUCAUACUUAGUGCGUGAUGCUAAAGUAUUUGCUGAGACGUUAACUCUUGGACAAUUCAUGCUCGAACUUCGGCAUAACGUUCGUAGCACAGGAGUACAUCUAGUCUCCAAAAGCGCACCACGUGCACGGCCUCCUGGAAAUACACCCGGCAACAUACCCGGCUGGAAUAACACCAGUGUGUUUAUCGCUGAUGCUACCGAAGAAGAAGGUGAACUCACUUUCCGCCACGCCGCACAAGGCGCCGGACCACUCUGUCUCUUCGAAUUCCUCAAAGCCGUCAUCCGAUGCUGCGUCUCACGAGAAAAAGGUGAUGCACUCUUCAGACGAGUUGAACUACUCAAAAAUGAUAACUUCCAACUACAUCAUCGACUCUGGCUACAAUGCACCAUCUCCUGGCCACUUCUCAACACCAACCCACCUGACCAAGCUACACUCUUCAUGACCGUUUGCGAUCACUACCAUUGGAUACUCUAA
Molecule: messenger RNA, 1260 nt
Organism: Gregarina niphandrodes
Lineage: Eukaryota; Apicomplexa; Conoidasida; Eugregarinorida; Gregarinidae
Exons: 1
Coding region: 1-1260 (419 amino acids)
Source: RefSeq, a predicted model, not a curated record